Phlebotomus argentipes is the source of this 1752-nucleotide messenger RNA. RefSeq names its product DNA polymerase epsilon subunit 2 (gene DNApol-epsilon58). Gene Ontology annotation, biological process: DNA-templated DNA replication; error-prone translesion synthesis. The record is from RefSeq and is a predicted model, not a curated record. NCBI's taxonomy places the organism in Eukaryota, Metazoa, Arthropoda, Insecta, Diptera, Psychodidae. Gene Ontology annotation, cellular component: epsilon DNA polymerase complex. The transcript has 2 exons. The coding region runs from base 29 to 1612 and encodes 527 amino acids. Gene Ontology annotation, molecular function: DNA binding.
UGUUUACAUUUGUGGUGUUGUCCAGGAAAUGAGUGAAAUCCGUGAAAAUAGUGAUAUCCGCCGACAAAUCAUCAAUACUUUUAAGCUAUGUGGCUACACAAUUCGAUCAGGAAGUUCAGACUUCCUUGUGGCGGAACUGGACAACAUGUAUCCGGAGGAUCGCCGAAAGAUCCUGGAUGAGAUGUGUGAUCACAUUCAGAGACAAGGCUUGUCCGCCCCGGUUGUAGAGCAGCACCACCUCGAGCUAGCCUUCCGGGAGAGUCAAAACUAUGGCUUGAAUGAGAGUGAGACGGUUUUUAGUGUCAUUGACAACAUCUUCACGAUACCUUCUUUUAUCUAUGACUGCGAGAGGAAGAAAUUCCUGCUUGACACCAAAGCCAGGAGCUUGCUGGCGGAUCCUGGCGCCAAGGCUGAGUGCCUGAGGAAUCGCUACUACAUGCUGUGGCAGAGAACAGCUCGUCACGAGAUGUUCGCCAAGAGUGCACUUGAUCAGAACCCCACUGGAUUCACACUGAGACGCGUGGAGAAUAUUCUCUGCACUUCCAAGAUGAGAGAUGUCGUGACUCUGGGAAUGUUCACACAGUUUGGCGAUGGGAAGUUUCAUGUGGAAGAUCCAACAGGGACGAUUCCGCUGGACUUGACAGAGGCAAAGAUGCAUUCUGGCCUCUUCUGCGACGGAUGCUUCGUGCUCGUCCAGGGAAAGUACACGGACGGUGUGCUGAAAGUGACGAGUCUGGGAUUUCCACCUUCUGAGGCUGCCACGAGCAGCCGGGCGUACUUCGGCACGGCCAACACGUGGGGCGGACGCAGCAAAUCCCUGCUGAAGUACUCUCAGCGCCUCAAGACCGUGGAACUCACGGACACGGAGGCCACGAUUAUCUUCCUCUCGGACUGUUGGCUAGACGACGCGACUGUGAUGCAGAAGCUGAGGGUGCUCUUCGAGGGAUAUGACGACAGCCCGCCCGUGGCGAUCGUCCUGAUGGGUCCUUUCACGCGCAAUCCCGAACACUAUCGACUGCUGAAGGAGAAAUUCACAGAACUGGCCAACAUCAUCGCGCAGUGUCCGUCAAUCAUGGCCAAAACCGACGUGGUGCUCGUGCCAGCGGUGGAUGAUCCUCCCACCAGCAACAUCCUGCCGCGUCCCGCACUGCCGGACUUCCUGGUGGCGGAGCUGAGACGAAAGGUUCCGCGCGUGAUCGCCGCCACGAAUCCCUGCCGUUUGCAGUACUGCACGCAGCAGAUCACCAUCUUCCGCAUGGAUCUGGUGACGAAGCUCUGCCGCAAUGCCAUCAGAUUCCCGGAGAGUGGACCCAUUGAGGAGCACGUGGCGCGCACUCUGGUGUGUCAGGGCUCUCUGGCACCCAUGCACAUGAACGUGAUGCCCAUCCUGUGGCACUACGACGCCGCCCUGUCGCUCUACCCACUGCCAGACCUCGUGGUGCUCGGAGACUCCAGCAAGAGCUUCAGCACGCAGCUCCAGAGCUGCACGAUUCUCAACGUGGGCUCCUUCGCCAAGAGCAACUUCUCCUUCAAGGUCUACGUGCCGCACAAUCGCACCGUGGAGGACUCCAUGAUCCCCUCCGAGGACAGCCUGACCGAGGAUCAGGCGUGAGAGAAAAUGCCACUGUCAUUCGUCCUAAAAUAAUGCAUUUCUUUUUAAUUUCUAUAUACAACACUAAAGCUAAAAUAUCACUUUCAACUUGGAUUAUUACAUUUUGCGUGUGACAUUUCUUUUUUUCCACCAUUCCUUCC